Molecule: messenger RNA, 1278 nt
Organism: Nicotiana tabacum (common tobacco)
Lineage: Eukaryota; Viridiplantae; Streptophyta; Magnoliopsida; Solanales; Solanaceae
Source: RefSeq, a predicted model, not a curated record
UUGUAUAGUGAAAAUGAAAACUUUGUAUCCUUUGUAAACUAUGUAUUUUCUCAACGUGCCUCUUCGAAAAUCAGAAAAUUCCAUCUCAGAAUGUUGGACCUGCCUAGUAAGGACUUGCAUAUCAGAAAAUGGCUUAGUUUUAUUCUAGAAAACAAAGUGGAACAUGUUGUAUUGCACUCAGUUUUUCGUGACAUGUACACAUUGCCUCAACUGUUCUACACUUGCUCCUCAUUGAUAACGUUUGAUUUGUCUAACUGUGCAUUUGAGAAAGGAGCAGUUAUAUCGUGGAAAUCUCUCAAGACACUGAAGUUUGACACGGUGGUCUUAGACGAUGAAACUAGUGUGAAAUUACUAUCAGGUUGUCCUGCUUUGGAGACUAUGGAGCUGACUUCUUGCUAUAGUUUUCGUCAUUUGGAAAUUAACAAUUCAAAUUUAAAGAGAUUAAAGUUGGAAGGAGUUUUGCCGAUGAAUGAAGGAGGUCCUUUUCAUGCCGCAGCUCGACGAAGUGCUGCUUCCAGAAUUGAAAUGCAAAUGUCUCACGCUAAAGUUGCACAUAACAAAGUAUAAUUUAUUGGGAGUAGCUAGCCUUUUGCAGGCCUCGCCUCACAUGGAGACACUCAACAUAGACAUGGAAUCUGGCAAUCCUUGUUUCUGCUACCGCUAUGAAUCAAGUUGUUUGGGCAAAGGAGAUGAUAAUGAUUUGGAGAGUUGGAUUUCAAACUUUGCAUUUCCCAAUGUCAAGAGUGUUAAGCUUGUCUACUCCACUGGGAUGUGUCAUGAACCCCAUGAUAGGCUUUUCGAACUUUCAGAGUUUCUGCUAAAGAAAGCAAUAGUUUUGGAGAAGUUCGUUAUCAUAGCGAAGAGAAGAAAAUGCCGGAAAUGUUUCCAAAAUUGUGUUUCCCCAUAUUCAUUACAAUUGGCUGCCAAUUUGUUAGGUUGCCCAAGGCCCUCCACCAAUUUUAUGAUGAUUUUCCAUGAGUCAGAUUCAAAAUGAGUAGAAUGCAAGUGGCUAUUUUCGCGGCUCACCAGAAAUGGCGCUUUAUAAUUUAUCCUUUGAUUUACUACCAAUGAAACUAUGGAUUUUUAACUUGUCUAUUUUUGUGAUCUUACCCUUAUGGCAUGCCAGGUGUUAUAUAUGCUUGGUGUCUCAUGAAGCGUCUGUUUGUUGCAUCUAGACGUUGUGUGAAACUUUCUUGCAUCUUUUGGUGAACCUGUCAAGAUGUGCAGAUCCAAAAAACCAUCUUUCUGAUAAUUAGGCUCAUGAAAUGUUGUGUUUUC